AAGUACCGGGACUCGGGACGAGUGAACGUGGGCACAGCCACAGCACAGGCCGCUGGACGAGAUUUGAACUUUCAAUUUGCAAUUUUGGAAUUGAGUCUAAGAUUGAAGAUGGUGUUAUCAAAGAGAUUCCUGUUUGUUACUUUGGUUUGUGGAUUUGGCUUGGUCCUUUCCUGCCAACCUCCAGAUUGCGACAGACCAGACUGUGGAACAUGUGGAAAUGCAUGCUGUACACUGGAGCUUGUUUUCACUGCACCGAGUGAAAAGGUGUUUGAUGCAUAUGUUGAUGGACUGAAAAGAGGUGGUGAUGAUGGCCGCUACACUUUCAUUGGUUCAGAUGACCUCAGGAAGUACAAGGUCAAGGCUGAUUUCAUUCUACAGGGGUGGCAUCGCACCAGAGAGCAUCAUUACAACGAUACUUUAAACUUUGCCUUUUCUACGAUGGACUCGUUCUGCCUUGUGAAAGCCUUCUCCAUCUCUCAGAUAGCAGGGGCUUUCUGUGAUGCUGGGCAGAAUUAUAAGAACCUGAUCGGACUGACCAAGAACCUUGGUAUGGACUUCACUCAGCAUACAGUCAGCGGAUGUCCAUCACCAAAUCCACUCUUCAAGUAAACCAGGGAAAUCUUCUUCAGAUUAGAGGCAUAAUCCAAUAACAAAUACAUCUUUGACUGAAUAGCUGGAUGAAUAUUUUCAAUACUCUUCAUUCAAUUUUGAGCAGUUCACAUCAUGACAAUGUCGUUUAGCAGGUAUGUGUUUAACAAAAUACCUGAAUAGCACAGUUCUUUUUUUCUCCCAU
Messenger RNA from Lytechinus variegatus (green sea urchin), 793 nucleotides. RefSeq lists its product as uncharacterized. The transcript is spliced from 7 exons. NCBI's taxonomy places the organism in Eukaryota, Metazoa, Echinodermata, Echinoidea, Temnopleuroida, Toxopneustidae. Bases 109 to 609 code for a protein of 166 amino acids. The record is from RefSeq and is a predicted model, not a curated record.